Messenger RNA from Rhizophagus irregularis DAOM 181602=DAOM 197198, 636 nucleotides. RefSeq lists its product as uncharacterized. Gene Ontology annotation, cellular component: endoplasmic reticulum membrane; endoplasmic reticulum. The record is from RefSeq and is a predicted model, not a curated record. Gene Ontology annotation, biological process: endoplasmic reticulum to Golgi vesicle-mediated transport; intracellular protein transport. NCBI's taxonomy places the organism in Eukaryota, Fungi, Glomeromycota, Glomeromycetes, Glomerales, Glomeraceae.
AUGACUCUUUACUAUUUUUUGGUUUUCGUUUUAUUAGUUGUUGAGUGUUUGGCAUUUGUAGUUUUAAUCCUACCUUUUCCACGCGUGUGGAGACGCGCUGUUUUGCGAUGGGUGUCGAAGUCAGAUUUGGUUGCUAGGUCCCAAAUCGCAAUAAAAUUCACUUUUAUCGCUGUUUUGAUCUUAUUUAUAGAUGCCGCCAACCGCACGUUUAGUGUCCAGAAUCAAGAAAAAACUGAUAUAAAUGAUACUAGAGCAGAAGUUGCACAUCAUGCUAAAAAAUUCUAUAAUCAACGUAAUAUGUACUUGACAGGAUUCACGCUUUUUUUGUCGUUGAUUCUUAAUAGAACAUAUGUAUUGGUUGUAGAAUUGUUGGCGGCUGAAGAUAAUCUCGAAGUCAUCAAAAAACAGGCUUCCAAUCAGUCAAAAGAGCAAUUACGUUUCGGAGAAAUCGAGGAACGAAUGAGGAACGAAAUUGAAGCUUUAUCGAAGGAAUUGGAGGAGGAAAAAAAGAAAGAAAGAGAUUUUGAAACUUUAAAGAAGCAAGCAAAUCAACAAGCUGAUGAAUAUAAUAGACUAGCUGACGAAUACAAUAGUCUUGAGAGACAAGGAAGUUCUGAAAGCAAAAAAACUAGUUAA